AUGAUCAGGAUGAGCAUACCUGGAAUAUGGUGGCGUUAUCUUUGGAAUUCAAUUCAUAAUUUCCAUUUUUCUGGUAGUAAUUACUACAACAAAGUAGAAAAUUUUGUAUCUCUUGUGGAUCACGUUUUGACUCAUUGCGCUUUUUCCAAAAUAAAAAAAUUCGAACUCGAUUUACCUAACAAUUUUGAGUGGAAUUUUGAUUUGAAUAUCAGCCAAUGGAUUAGUUUUUUUGUGGAAAGAGAAGUGAAAGAUGUUGUCUUGUGUUCAUAUGACGAAGAUGUCACUUUCGAAUUGCCUAUAUCUAUCUGGACUUGUUCCUCAUUGAUUACUUUGGAUUGGAGUUGUUGCGUGGUUGAUAAAGAAUCGGUCAUAGAGUGGAAGUUGAACUAUAUUUUUAUAGAUAAUGAUGAUCUCGCGAAGAUACUUUUAGGUUGUCGUGCUUUGGAAACUCCAGAGUUGUCUUCAUUUGAGGGUUUUCAUCGUUUAGAAAUCACUUCUUCAAAUUUAAAGAGACGAACGUUAGUGCACCACUGGUGGUUUUAUGGCAGAGUUGAGGAUUCUUUGGAAAUUAUUGCAUCGUAUCUUCAGCAUUUGGAGAUUUUAGGAGACCUUGAAUAUCUCAAGUGUAGGCUAGUAAAUGUAGAUGUCUCCUCUUUGGUUACUGCCAGACUCAUUUUUAACAUUACAUCACUGACAUCGUGGGGGUUGAUCUUAAUGCUGAGGAUGGCGGUUGUGGUGAAAUUGAGUUAUGAAUUAGCUAGCAACUGGACGUUGGUUAGCAGAGGGCCUGUUCAUGUUGCAACUCAAAGGAGUGUCGCUAUCAAAAUUGAGAUGCAAAUGUCUGACUUUAGGGAUUUAUGUGACAAAGUAUAAUUUGUAUGGAGUAGAUAGCCUUUUGCAGAGCUCGCCUCUUUUGGAGACACUCAACAUACACUUGAGCUGGGGCGUAAUUUCUCUCAAUUUAUGCUUUGAUUUUAACAUCUUCGAUUUAUAGGUUUUAAGUCCUCUCCACCCCAAACCUCACCAGUCCAAAGAUUUUCUUAAGGAGGGUGGAAAUAUAUCUUUAUCAUUAAGAAUCUCGGCACUUUAAAGCUUUAAAUCAAUUUGUCAAGCUAGUUGUUUUCUAUCUGGUAAACGGGAAUAGUGACAAAUUAAACCUCUUUUUUACUUUUUUAUCUACAGCAGAACUGUACUUUGAUUACAA
Messenger RNA from Lycium barbarum (goji berry), 1204 nucleotides. Its product is annotated as F-box/LRR-repeat protein 13-like. The record is from RefSeq and is a predicted model, not a curated record. Lineage: Eukaryota; Viridiplantae; Streptophyta; Magnoliopsida; Solanales; Solanaceae. Bases 1 to 873 code for a protein of 290 amino acids. The transcript is spliced from 3 exons.